Molecule: messenger RNA, 5230 nt
Organism: Haliaeetus leucocephalus (bald eagle)
Lineage: Eukaryota; Metazoa; Chordata; Aves; Accipitriformes; Accipitridae
Gene: SPTLC1
Product: serine palmitoyltransferase, long chain base subunit 1
Exons: 16
Coding region: 1-1551 (516 amino acids)
Biological process (GO): sphingosine biosynthetic process; ceramide biosynthetic process
Cellular component (GO): endoplasmic reticulum
Molecular function (GO): serine C-palmitoyltransferase activity; pyridoxal phosphate binding
Source: RefSeq, a predicted model, not a curated record
AUGAGGUACCAAAGCACAGGCUCUGCCCCUCGGCCGGUUCCAGCCUGGGACGGCGUGGGGCCCAAGAAGCCUACGGGUGUGGAGAAAGGGAUGCCAAGGCUACGCCAGCGCAUCCAACAAACAGGGCCGCGCUUGACACGGAGUGGGGAACUACACACCAGCCAACGCACCCGGGCCUUCUACGAGGCUCCUGCUUACCAUCUCAUUUUGGAAGGAAUUCUAAUUCUGUGGAUAAUCAGACUUCUUUUCUCCAAGACAUACAAGCUUCAAGAGCGAUCUGAUCUAACACCUAAGGAAAAAGAAGAGUUGAUUGAAGAAUGGCAGCCAGAGCCUCUUGUACCUCCUGUUCCAAAAGAUCACCCAGCUCUCAACUACAACAUUGUUUCAGGUCCUCCCACCCAUAUAAUCACUGUUAAUGGCAAGGAGUGUAUAAACUUUGCAUCGUUUAACUUUCUUGGACUUUUGGAUAAUGAAAAGGUUAAGAGCGCAGCCCAGGCAUCUCUGAAGAAAUAUGGUGUUGGCACUUGUGGACCUAGAGGAUUCUAUGGUACUUUUGAUGUGCACUUAGAAUUAGAAGAACGACUAGCAAAAUUCAUGAGGACAGAGGAAGCUAUUAUAUACUCAUAUGGAUUUGCAACAAUUGCCAGUGCUAUUCCUGCAUAUUCAAAAAGAGGGGACAUUGUGUUUGUAGAUGAAGCUGCCUGCUUUGCUAUUCAGAAAGGAUUACAAGCAUCUCGUAGUAAUAUCAAGUUAUUUAAGCAUAAUGAUAUGGCUGACCUUGAACGACUGUUGAAAGAACAAGAGACUGAAGAUCAAAAGAAUCCUCGCAAGGCCCGUGUAACUCGAAGGUUUAUUGUAGUGGAAGGAUUGUAUAUGAACACAGGAGAUGUUUGCCCUCUUCCAGAAUUGAUAAAGUUGAAGUAUAAAUACAAAGUUAGAAUAUUUUUGGAGGAGAGCCUUUCCUUUGGAGUCCUUGGAGAACAUGGGAGAGGAAUUACUGAACACUUUGGAAUAAAUAUUGAUGAUAUAGAUCUUAUUAGUGCAAACAUGGAAAAUUCACUGGCUUCUAUUGGAGGAUUUUGCUGUGGAAGAUCUUUUAUUAUUGACCAUCAGCGAUUGUCUGGUCAAGGCUACUGCUUUUCUGCAUCCCUGCCUCCUUUGUUAGCUGCUGCUGCUAUUGAGGCUCUGAAUAUUAUGGAAGAUAAUCCAGACAUUUUUCAGAUUCUUCGGGCUAAAUGUGAACGAAUCCACAAAGCUUUACAGGGGAUUUCUGGCUUAAAAGUAGUGGGGGAAUCUUUCUCUCCAGCAUUGCACCUACAGUUGGAAGAGAGCUGUGGAUCUCGAGAAGAUGAUGUGAAAUUACUCAAAAGAAUUGUGGAUUAUUGCAUGGAUAGUGGUAUUGCAUUAACUCAGGCCCGCUAUCUGGAGAAGGAAGAAAAAUGUCUUCCUCCACCCAGUAUUCGAGUAGUGAUAACAGUGGAACAAACAGAACAAGAACUGGACAAAGCUGCAUCACUUCUUAAGGAAGCUGUACAGUCUGUUUUGAAUUAGACUGCUGUUUUGGAUUCCUCUUUACCCAGAUUAUCAGGAUAAGUGUUUUACAGUGUAGAGUAACUUCAGAUAUUCAAGUUCUUCCACUGAUGGCUUUGAAACCUAACUGAGUAACAAGAUUGUUCAGAAUGGUACAAAUGCAGUGAGGGGAAGAAUGCUGAAUUUUGGAACUGGUGAAUGACAGAGUAUACUUGCAAUUCAAACUCUAACAUUUACUAGCAUUCCUUAAAAUGGGAUAUCACUGUUGCAUACAGGACUCUUUCAUAAGUUACAUCUUAAAGUUUUAAAUUUAUUUCUUCAAACCCUUAAACAUUUUUUAAAAUGUAUAAGAACAUUCAUUUUUCCCCAUAAACAUCUAAAAUGUAUAAUUUUCUCUGCAUAUUCUCAGAAUGUAGGAACUUCAAAUAAAUUUCAAGGAAUUAUUCCCUCCCCUCCACAAAAUAAUAUAGACUGUUUCUAAUACUACCAAAACGGAGAAAAUAAUACGUUAAGAGAUAAUUUUGUGCUACAUUAUGUCAUUUAUUACUGAAUUAUAGGAGGAACUUAAAUUCUUUUUUGUUCAUAUCUUUAACCAUUUUUGGAAGCCAGUUUUUAAGAAUAACUGGCCAGAGAAUUCCAUUAUCUAAAUGGUAAAUUCAUAUUAAGUACUGUUUGCUUCCUGCAUUUCAUAUGUAAUUAUAUGCAUGUUUGAUAUUAUGGGUGAGGUUUUUCAUACUAUUAACUUCAAAACAUCGAAACUGAAACCUCUGAAUCGUGACACUGGUGUAAUUCCGUUAUAGUAUGUUCCGUCAGGGGCCCUUUGCACCAGACUUGAGGAUGAGUCAUAAGCAACAUGAAGAAUGAACCAAGGUUUUGAAACACCAGCUAAAUAGUAGCUUAGUCAAACUACUAUGAAGCACUAAAAUGGUGUGUGCUAAGUUUUAUCUCUAAACAGCUAUACCUUAGAGGGGAAGACUCACAGAUAGCUAAUAAGAGUUUAGAUAGUACAAAUACUACUGAAACGCAACUCAAUACACGCACAUAAAAUCUCCAUGGAAUUGGAUAGUAAUAUUUGGAGGUUAUGCUGUCAGGAUUUUCAGUAAGCAUAGAUGGAUGCAUUACACCAAUCAGAGGAAACUGGUAAGGAAGGAGGACAGUAAGCUGUACCUCUUUAUAAAAUAGAAACUAUAGCUAUGUAUUUCAGGAUUUUGCUUUAAGAAUGCCUGUUUAAAAAUUUUAUAUUCUGUCUGAUCUGUAUUCUGGGUUGGUUUGUACUUAUGUGCCUUUUUGGUUGCUGCUACAAUGACUACAGGACUAUUUUUGAGAAACAUCAUUGUUUAAAUAAAAAGUUAAUCAUGUUUGAUUCGAUUUUUACUUAUAUAAUUAGAUUUUGUAGCAUGAUCAACUAUGGUUUUUUGAAUGUUCUGCAUCAGAUGAGCAUGAACUUCAGUUCAUAGUGGCUGUCUCUGUGCUGGCUUUCAAAACUUCUCACCUGUGUGUAUUCAGAUAAACCAGCUAAAGUUGUGUUGGGGCACUUUUGUGAUUGUUGCUUGACUGUUUGAAAUAGUCAAAUCAUUAUCUGUGCAAUGUAGAGAAACUUUCAUCCCAAUGUGAAAGAGUAUUCCUAUUUCAUUAAGACUUACGUUUUUCUCUAUUAACUAUGAGUAAAAGCGUGUGAGAAGCCAACAAUUUAAAAGGGAAAAAAUGUGGGGAAGGAAGCUGAUUCCCGUUUUAUAGACUGGAACUGAAGGGCAGAACAAUCAACUUUCUCAAGAACCUCAGAGAUUGUGAGAAAUGGAAAUUAAAACUUAUCGCUAUACUUCGAGCUUGUGAGCCAUUUUUGGUUUGAUAAUUGAAACUUGAAUAUUCAAGUAAACGGAAGCCUUUGUGUAUAAGCUGGGCACAAAUGAGGUACUUGGAUUCCAGUGCAGCAUAAGAAACGGAUUUGGAGUUCAAGGUAAACCUGUGAAGGUAAGCAAGUCACCAAUUAGCAUUGAAAUACUAGAUUGCAGAAUCUAUAUUCACUUCUUGCAUUUUAUUUUAUGUUGUCUGCAAAUGGGGGGAUUUUUUUUGUUGCACUUUUGAGAACUAGCAACAAUCUUUAGAUACAUGGGUUUGUUUUCUUGGUUUUGUUUUUCCUUUUUGCUUUAAAAUGAAGUGAUAACACCUAAAUUGGCAGGAAGCAGAGUGAAAUUUCUGGCAAUUUCAAAACUGUGACUAAGUGGUUCUGAUGAAUCAGAAGUUCAAGAAUGUUGCUAAGAGAUACUAUCAUCUGAUUCGUUUGGCAAACACAUACCCAGCAUUCAAACAUUGGUAAAACUGUCUUUGUCCAUUUUUGUUGUUUACAGGUGUAUAGAAAAGAAGUAUUUAGAUCACACUAAAAUGAACACCUUAUGGUUGAUAGCAGUUGAAGUACUGUUACAGUGUGUGUUUUACUGCCAGGUCAUACACAUGAUCUAUGUGAGAAAUUAAGAUGCUUAUGAGAUGUACCUGGCGGAGAGAGAUAUCCCUGGUCAGUUUAAGCAUGUCUGGCCCUCUUCAUUUUGGCUUUUUUGAUAAAUGUCUCUCACGUGGCAAGAAGUUGAAGGGAAGGAUGGCUCUGGGGAAGAAAGUUGGUUGGGGGUAGGGAGGCAGCAGGUGUUUCUGGUUAAAGUUCUGACAUUAAAAAAUCAGAAGCUUGUAAAGGUGCUUAAGUUCUCAGUGGUCUAGGCUGAUAAAUAUAUGAACAUGCCUGUUUUAGUUGCUUCGUGGUUAUGUUUGGAUGAAGUGGGACUUUUUAAUCCAUUUCUUCAGAUGUGGGAGUGAGGCUGGGGUCUUAGUAAAUAAAUGGAAAGCUGUUCAGCAGGAUGAUGUGAAGUGAAUCAAACAUGUCAGGGUCUUAACCUGAACUUGGAAGUUUCUAUUGAAAGUAAGUAUCUGGAUUCUUAAUUUUAAUUCAACUAAUUUAUGUAUUUUGCCCUGCCAAGUAUUUGGAACAGAGUUUCGGCUAAGUGGAAGCAUUAGGUUAAUAAAUAGUGAUCAAAAGUAAGUGUAGUUAAUUAUUUUUUUUAUUGAAGAUUAGUAUCUAGUAGUUGAGAAGGAAUGCAUUUUUAACUAUAAUAAGGUGGCCAUUGAUUGAAAUUGUCCUGAUGAAAGCAAUUGCUUGCAAUAUGUGGGGACUGAGGUGGACUAGAACAAAUUUAUACUUCAAAGGUAUUUUGGCUUGAAGAGACAUGCUCCCAUAAUAUUUUUUUUUCUUUUUUUUUAGCAGAGAUAUCUAUUUUCCUUGAAUAUUUAAAAAUAAUUGAUCGUUAUUUGUGUAGGUUCAUUGUUUUUAUAAGAAAACCUAUAGAUGCCCUUUCUGUUUAUUAUAGAAAUCAUUUUUGGAUAGGAGGUAAAAUGCAUAAGGAGAGUAUUAGAAAGAGAGGUAUGGCUGAAUAACUUUUUUUUUUUCCAUUUUUGAAAUACGAUCCCAGUCACUGCACAGAAUGGUGUACUGUCUCCUUCCUGUCACUCCAUCUGGACUUUAUUAUUUUAAACAGGGUUGUGGAGUGUUGGCAUUUACUGAUGUAUGAAGUUGCUACCACAAAAGUGUCUUGCAUCUUAAGAUGACUCAAGAAAUGUACAUGAGCUGUACAUGCUGCUUGAACAGAGGAAAUAUUUACAACUAAUGCAAAGCAUUUGUACAUUAAGCUGUUUCAGUGUCCUAAUAAAAGGAAGU